CCUCUGCCAGUGAUCAGGCUCGACACGAAAACUCAUCGGCCGAGCUUCUUCGGCGCUUUUAAACUUUAAACCCUAUAUAUAUUAUAAUUAUUAUAUAUAUAUUAGUAAUUACUCUUUGAAUAUUCAUUAUUAUUAUACUCCAAGUUGAUGGCCCCAGCAGAGUAAAGAAACUCAAAUACUCAGUAACGUCAAGUUUCAUCGUUGUUGGUAGUUCCACAACCCUUUUUAUCUCGAAAACACAUACAUACCAACAGAAUGGCAACGACACGAGUUACUUUUCUUCUUCUGAUUGCCCUCAUCGUACACGAAUCGUAUGGUCAAAAACAACACCAGGAAGAUCCUUGUCAGACAAAAUCAAGAGUAGUAGGAGAUGUCGAAUAUUGCGAUCGUUAUUGGGAAUGCGUUAACGGAAGGCCAGAAUUAUUUGAUUGUCCAAAUGGUUUAGUUUUCGCUGGUAAACACAGAGGUGUUACCGAGGGUUGCGAUUAUCCUUGGAGAGCUAAUUAUUGCGAUGGUAAACGUCAAGCUAAUCCACCAAUAUCAGCUGAACACUGCGAUUGGCUUUACGGAAUAUUCGGCCAUGAGACAUCCUGUACGAGAUAUUGGACCUGUUGGAAUGGAACUGCAACUGAACAAUUAUGUAUAGGUGGACUACUUUACAACGAAAGAGCACGCUCUUGCGAUUGGCCCGAAAACGUCGAGGGUUGUCAAAAACAUCCAUUAUGCAACGACGACGCGAAUGGCAACGUUCCAUUAGGAAAAUCCUGCAACCGUUAUUGGCAGUGUCAAGGUGGUUAUCCACGCUUGCAAAGGUGUCCAGCAAUGUUGGUCUUUGAUAGACGAUCUUUAAGGUGCGUCGUACCACCCACCGAGGAUUGUGACGUACCAACAACGCAACCAACUUUGGACGGAGAUCUUCAAGAAGGUCGAUUGGAACAAGAACCCGAAGAAGAAAAUUUACCACCUGGUGUACCACCACUUCCGGCUGGUGCCUUACCGAUUUCUCUUCGACCCCGUCCUAGAAAUUAAUUUGCUUAUACGAAUUUCCACUCUCCUCCUUCAAAAAAAAAAAAAAAAAUAAUAAUAAUAAUAAAGAAAGAGAAUAUCCAGAGAAUAGUCAAGAAACGAUCAAAACUUAAUCUCGCAUUUCGAACGAGACUUUUCUGACUACUAUUCUGACAUUAUUCAAUUCUGAAUGUUAUUAAUAAAAUAAAAUAAUCCAUUCGCGUAUAGGAUUUACAAAUAUUCUGGACAAACGAUGCUCACAAAUCGUUAAAAAAAGGACAAACAAAAUUCAGUACUCCAAAAGUAGUAUAUCCUACUUAUUUUGUAAUCUUCCUUUCGUAACUAAGACUUCUCUUUUAGAAUUAAAACAAAAUAAGUGUAAUCAUGCUAGAUGCUUAAGAUUAUUAUUUUUUUUGUUUUUCGUUUAAUUGUUUUUUAUAAGAUCUGUUCAUCAUCCUCUCCUUAGUCAUUUUUGGUAAAGAUGUAAAUAUUUGUUCUUUUAGCCAUUUAUCACUUUUUUCCUCGAAAGCAGUCUCCCUCUUCCCACUUUCCCCAGCCCUUUAUUUCUAUUACAACCUGAUCGAUAAUGUAUAAUAGAAUUACAUUAAAUAAACUGUAUAUUAUAUAUUUUUUCUAGA
Polistes dominula (European paper wasp) is the source of this 1643-nucleotide messenger RNA. RefSeq names its product protein obstructor-E. Gene Ontology annotation, molecular function: chitin binding. The record is from RefSeq and is a predicted model, not a curated record. Gene Ontology annotation, cellular component: extracellular region. Lineage: Eukaryota; Metazoa; Arthropoda; Insecta; Hymenoptera; Vespidae.